CACUUCCUGAUUAUUGGAAAAAAUAAUUCUUCUGACACUACACAGCAAACAUAUUUUGAUCUGAAAAGCCGCUUAUACAAAAUACUGAGGAACAUUUUCUCAAGUACAUUAAAAAAGUUAAAGUUAGGUCCAGGCCUUUUAGUUUGUACUAGAAAAUACGUUUAGUUUCCUAUUUGGAUCAUUUGGGGCACAAAUACAAAUAAACAACACUACAGUAAUAUCUCACAUACAAAGUAAUAAUUACAUAUGACAACCUAGUCCUAAGAACUUUACAAGGAAUAUGUAAUAAAAUGCAAAUAUGAAAGUUAAUAAUAUAUGUGGACACUUCAGGCUGUCUUUUAAGUGCCAGUGACAUGUUAGACUACCAGUUCACAGAUACGACAUAUGUACAGGUACAUGAUGUUAACUAAGGCCAAAACUUGUCUUAAUUGCACAGUAGUUUUGAUUACUAUCCCACCAAACUAAGUCAUAAGUAAAAAUAAAUAAAUCAGGACUUUAGCAUUCAGUGGUCUGGUCAGGCCUGUCUUAGCACUAUGGACAGCACCACUCAGUACUGUGAACAGCACCACUCAGUUCUGUGAACAGCACCACUCAGUACUGUGAACAGCACCCGUCAGUACUGUGAACAGCACCACUCAGUUCCACAGACCAGCAGUACCCAAACAUUUUCCUCAUAAGUACCAAUAAUAAACAUAAAUCUUUUCUCAAGGAUUGGUGUAGGGGGGUGAAGCCAAUAAGAACAGUGCAAAAUGCAUAAAACUCUAAAGCAAUAGUUUUGUUGUUGUUGUUGUGAUCUAAAUGGUCCUGUUUGCUGUUUAUUAGGUUAAUUUGCACUUUUUUUCAGAGGACACGCAUAUAGAUAUGGUGACAGACUAUAAAAAAUAAGUACAAUUCCUUUUUAAAAAUAUAUACAGUUUUCCUGUGAGACCUGGUGGUCCGGUUCAGGGUUCCAGACCGGUGGUUAGGGCCUCCCUGGACUCUACCCCUCAGCAAGCACAACAGACAGUGCCCCUCAGGCCCCCUCAGCACCAAGGAUUUAAAAACACACAUUCAAAAUGAAAUAGAAUUUCAUUAAAAUGUGUGUGUGUUUAUUUUUAAAUUUAUUGUAUUAAUUGUUUUGUUUGAUUUCCUUUGAAAUGAAAUGAGUUGAAUGAUUGUUCGUUUUUUUUGACAAUCAAAUGGCCAUGGACCAAAUAUAAUCACUUGCAUUUUUAUGACUUCCUUUUGACAGUUAAAGGGCCUAUAUUACUCAAAUUUCUGAUGUUGUUUCUGGUGUGUAUGUUAUAAGGAAGUGCUCCACUGUGUUUUUAAACAUCUUCACCAGAAUCAUUUGGAUCAUAUUAGCCUUGGAAUUUCCAAUGUCUACUGAACUAACCUCUAGUGAUGUUUUUGAUGAGGAACAACAUUAUAACAUGACUAAAAGCUCACAAGCCAAUUUUGGGUAAUACAGGAACUUUAUCAGAAAAAACGAUCAUAUAUUUAUGAGUCUCUUAUUCUCCAGAUCUGGCAUCCAUGGUUCUCUGCUGAAGAAUGGAGGGGGUGUGACAUUGCCCUCUGCUGACCACUCCUAGUAUUACAGGAACCAUCUGUUAAGUGGAUAUCCUGAGCUCACAAUCCUCUCAAAGCAGGGCACGAGUCCCAUUCAGCAGCCAUGACCAUCCGCACCGCACGGCCCCAGCGUGACCAGCACUACCGGCCCCGCAUCCACUGCCUCAAGAAGAUGGAGGCCCUGAUGGUGGAGAUGCAGGAUCCCAAGAGUGGAGUGAAAGGUUCUGAGCAGAAACUGAACGUCACUAGCAUCCCAUACGUACUCACAGGGAAGGACAUUGUGGCUUGGAUUGUGAACAAGAUGAAAACCAGCACAGAAGAGGCACAUGUGGUGGGCACCAUGCUGGUGGCCUAUGGGUACAUCUAUCCCAUCCAGAACCACAAGAAGCUGGUCCUGUGCAAUGACACAAGCCUCUACCGCUUCCAGACUCCAUACUUCUGGCCCACACAGAAAUGGGUGGCAGAGGACUCUGAUUACGCCAUUUACCUGGCCAAGAGGAACAUCCGCAAGAAGGGCCUGCUGGAGCCAUAUGAGCAGGCUCACUACAACCACCUGCACAAAUGGCUCAACCACAAGUGGGACUUCAUUGUGAUGCAGGCCUCAGAGCAGCACAAGGCGGGAAAGGAGCGUAAGAAGGCUGACCGUGUGGUGCUGGACUGUCAGGAGCGAGCCUACUGGGUGGUCAACCGCCCUCCGAGACGCACUCACAGUGCUAUGGACACAGGGCCGGAGCGCCUCCUGGACCCCAGCGCAGAUGAGAAAAUCACCUUUGACCAGUACAGACGUAUGAACAUCUUCUACCAGCAGACCAUCAUGAGGUCCAGGGUCAAGUCCAGCGUGUCCCUGGGAGCACUGGUGAAAUAUGUGACCACCUACAAGAACCAUGACCCAUUCCUGGCCCCGUGCCUGCCCAGUAACCCCUGGCAAACGGACAACGACAGCUACUGGACACUCAACACGCGCAGUGUGGAGCUUCCCACUAAGAUGCGUGUGGAACGCUGGUCCUUCAGCCUGUACGAGCUGCUGGUGGACCUGAGAGGACGUGAUGACUUUAAGAUCUUCCUCAAGAAAGAGUUCAGUGGGGAGAACCUGGCCUUUUGGGAGGCAGCUGAGGAGCUCAAGUGGGGCACAGCUUCUUCCAUGUCGGCCAAGGCAGAGACCAUUUUCAAGACUUUCCUGGCCCCUGGCGCCCCUCGCUGGAUCAACAUUGAUGGGAGAACCAUGGGGCUGACAGUGAAGGGCCUGGACCAUCCACACCGCUACGUCCUGGAGGCAGCACAGACACAUGUGUUCCUGCUCAUGAAGAAGGACACGUUCUUCCGGUACCUCAAGUCUCCCACGUACAAGGACAUCCAGAAGAAAGCCCUGAGCCCAGAGGCACACAACUUCAGCCCAGCGCAGCUGGAGCAGAACGCCCAGAACCGAAACCCUGGAAUUCAUCCCAUAAUUCUCUGGCAGCAGGAGGAGGCGGACAAGGCCAAGGCCGCCGCUGCUGCUGCUCCCAUCGACGUCAAGGCCAUGAUGAGCAAAGUGGACCGCAAGAAGUAGAAGUGCGAGUGCCCGGAGCAGACACAGGGACAGGGGUAGCUGCAAUUUUUGUAGACCAUGAUUGUAAUUGUGUAAAGCACAUUGUAAUAAUAUUUUUGAAAUGUGAUAUGCAAGUUAUUGUUAAUUGUACUUAAUUAUAAUUUCCAAUUAAAUUAAACAUUGCAAAAACACAAUCUAAA
Messenger RNA from Boleophthalmus pectinirostris (great blue-spotted mudskipper), 3276 nucleotides. RefSeq names its product regulator of G protein signaling 9a (gene rgs9a). Gene Ontology annotation, biological process: intracellular signal transduction; regulation of G protein-coupled receptor signaling pathway; G protein-coupled receptor signaling pathway. NCBI's taxonomy places the organism in Eukaryota, Metazoa, Chordata, Actinopteri, Gobiiformes, Gobiidae. The record is from RefSeq and is a predicted model, not a curated record. The transcript is spliced from 18 exons. The coding region runs from base 1652 to 3097 and encodes 481 amino acids.